CUCAUAAGCUAAACCCAGGAGAAAGAGAGAGCCGCUGCAGAAGAUUUUUGAAUACGAAAAAUUUUCUGCAGCAUUUAUACCACAUUAAUUUCCCCCCAACAAAAAUGGCUCGCUCUUUCUCCAACGCUAAGACUGUUUCUGCUCUACUCUCAAAUAUCAUCUCCAGAAGGGGAUUCGCACAAGCAGCUGCAUCGCAGGGCGGAGUAUCCGGCAGCUUGCGGGGCGGGGCUCCGAGCGUCAUGCUGAAGAAAGGAUCCGAAGAGUCCGGUAAAAUCUCGUGGGUGCCCGACCCGAAAACCGGAUACUACCGACCCGAAAACCACGCCAAGGAGAUGGACGCAGCCGAGCUUCGGGAGAUGCUCGUUAAGAACAAGACCCGUCGGAGCUAGAUCCGAUCCGAUUGGAUGAUGCGGGUUCUUUCACAGAACCUCGGAGGAAAUCGGAAAGCAGAGCUCAAUCAAUCCACUGCUGCUGAUGAUCUUCUCUGCUCUGUUUUCCUGAGAGACUGAAACGAGUAUGUAUUGAAUUUUCCAAAACUGUGGACCUUAUGUGUUUAUGUUGAAAUGAAAUAAACGAAAUAGUAGCUAGUGUUUCGUAGUUGUCGAUUUUUUCUUGUGAUUGGCUUCUUGUUCUAUACGAAAAGGGAUUUUAGAUCCAUGUGAUUUCCUUACCUAAAA
This is a messenger RNA of Salvia splendens (bonfire salvia), 677 nucleotides long. RefSeq names its product protein SENESCENCE-ASSOCIATED GENE 21, mitochondrial. The coding region runs from base 105 to 389 and encodes 94 amino acids. The record is from RefSeq and is a predicted model, not a curated record. The transcript is spliced from 2 exons. NCBI's taxonomy places the organism in Eukaryota, Viridiplantae, Streptophyta, Magnoliopsida, Lamiales, Lamiaceae. Gene Ontology annotation, cellular component: mitochondrion. Gene Ontology annotation, biological process: response to stress.